AUGUCUGUGGAGGGACAGAGGUGCCUGUGCGUCGUGGUACUGCUUAUCCACACGGUUACCGGCGCCGGAGAAGGUCCAACAUCGCCAGCUCCAUCGACGACUGUGCGAGUAGACCAGAACGAGUUGACCGUCUCUUUCCCUCCUCUAGAAGACCUGUACAGCCACACGCCAGAGAAGCAGUUCGGAACUGAGAAUAAUACCGUGGUGACGUCACAGACUGGUUCUACUGCCCUACUGCCUUGCAUCAUCAGAAAUAUUGGGGAUGGAAUAGUUUCGUGGAUCAGAAGAAAGGACUACCAUCUGCUGACGGUGGGACUCACCACGUACAGCUCCGACCAGAGGUUUCAAGCGAUACAUCUUCAGCAUUCUGAGGACUGGACUCUUAAAGUGAGGUUUGUUCAGAAGCGAGACGCGGGAAUCUACGAGUGCCAAGUGUCAUCACAUCCGCCUACAAGUAUAUUUUUGCGAUUAGAUGUAGUAGAGGCCCGGGCGCAAAUAUCGGGACCUACAGAGAAGUAUCUGAAGCCAGGAUCGACGCUGCGUCUUCAAUGCUCAGUGGUACAGACAACGGAGGCACCGGCUUUUGUGUUCUGGUACCACAACAGCAGAAUGAUCAACUACGACGUGGAGCGUGGCAUCAACGUGACAACUGACCCUGCGCAGAGACUCUCCGACCUGCUCAUACCAGCUGCCAGCGUCUCCCAUGCUGGCAACUACACCUGCGUGCCCAACAACGCUGUGCCCGCUAGUAUAUACGUCCAUAUAUUUAAUGGCGAAAACCCAGCAGCCAUGCAGUCAUCAUCGCCAAGUUCCAUCGCCGAUCGCCUCCAAUGUCUGCUACUCAUCAGCACCAUCAUCGUGCUACGGUGACAAACGUCAACCCAACAAAUGUUGAACUAAAAUGUACAUUAUACAUCCAGACUUAGAGUUGAUUUUUGCGUGGAACAAAUUGUCAGCGAUUGUCAAACUUUAAUGAAAAUUAAUGCUAUUGGAACAAGUGAAGGAUUUAGUUUGUAAUAAAUGCUUUAUGAAAGAUAUUAGUC
This is a messenger RNA of Manduca sexta (tobacco hornworm), 1043 nucleotides long. RefSeq lists its product as uncharacterized. The transcript is spliced from 7 exons. Gene Ontology annotation, cellular component: neuron projection membrane. Gene Ontology annotation, biological process: synapse organization. The coding region runs from base 1 to 870 and encodes 289 amino acids. NCBI's taxonomy places the organism in Eukaryota, Metazoa, Arthropoda, Insecta, Lepidoptera, Sphingidae. The record is from RefSeq and is a predicted model, not a curated record.